Molecule: messenger RNA, 929 nt
Organism: Closterium sp. NIES-65
Lineage: Eukaryota; Viridiplantae; Streptophyta; Zygnematophyceae; Desmidiales; Closteriaceae
Source: the annotation of a GenBank genome assembly
AUGACCCCGCCCCAUUCUCCUGCUUUCCGUCACCCCUCCCCAUUCUCCCUCUUUCCAUCACCCCGCCCCAUUCUCCUGCUUUCCAUCACCCCGCCCCAUUCUCCCGCUUUCCAUCACCCCGCCCCAUUCUCCCUCUUUCCAUCACCCCGCCCCAUUCUCCCGCUUUCCAUCUCCCCACCCCAUUCUCCUGCUUUCCAUCACCCCAUCCCAUUCUCCCGCCUCUUUCAAUCACCCCGCCCCAUUCUCCCGCUUUCCAUCACCGCGCCCCAUUCUCCCGCUUUCCAUCACCCCGCCCCCAUUCUCCCGCUUGCCAUCACCCCGCCCCGUUCUCCCACUUUCCAUCACCCCGCCCCAUUCUCCCGCUUUCCAUCACCGCGCCCCAUUCUUCUGCUUUCCAUCACCCCGCCCCAUUCUCCCUCUUUCCAUCACCCCGCCCCAUUCUCCCUCUUUCCAUCACCCCGCCUCAUUCUCCCGCUUUCCAUCACCCCGCCCCAUUCUCCCGCUUUCCAUCACCCCGCCCCAUUCUCCCGCUUUCCAUCACCCCGCCCCAUUCUCCCGGUUUCCAUCACCCUGCCCCAUUCUCUCGCUUUCCAUCACUCUGCCCCAUUCUACCUCUUUCUAUCACCCCGCCCCAUUCUCCCUCUUUCCAUCACCCCGCCCCAUUCUCCCGAUUUCCAUCACCCCGCCCCAUUCUCUCGCCUCUUUCCAUCACCCCGCCCCAUUCUCCCGCUUUCCAUCACUCCGCCCCAUUCUCCCGCUUUCCAUCACCCCGCCCUAUUCUCCCGCUUUCCAUCACCCCGCCCCAUUCUCCAACUUUCCAUCACCCCGCCCCAUUCUCCCGCUUUCCAUCAACCCGACCCAUUCUCCCGCUUUCCAUCACCCCGCCCCAUUCUCCCUCUUUCGAUCACCCGCCCCAUUCUCCCGCUUUC